UAUUCCAUAGAAAACAAAAACAGAAGUAAAAAUGGAUCCCGCUCUACUCCGAGAACGUGAAGCGUUUAAGAAAAAGGCACUCGCUACACCGAGCAUUGAAAAGAAGAAAAAAGAUGAGUCUCAGUUUAAAGAUGAUAGCAAGAAGAAGUCAAAGUCAUCAUCAAGCUCGGCCAGUACAGGGCCGAAGCUUGAUGCCUCAAACUAUAAAACAAUGUCAGGCAGCUCAUCAUACCGGUUUGGUGUGUUGGCUCGCAUUGUCAGGCACAUGAGGGCACGUCACCAGGAAGGUGAUGAUCACCCCUUGACACUGGAUGAAGUCUUGGAUGAAACUAACCAGCUUGAUCUUAGUAAUAAAGUAAAACAGUGGUUACAAACAGAGGCUUUGCAGAACAAUCCAAAGAUAGAAUGCACACCUGAUGGAAAAUAUAUAUUUAAGCCAGUAUAUAAAAUUAAGGAUAAAAAAUCUUUAUUAAGAUUAUUGAAACAGCAUGAUCUCAAAGGUCUUGGUGGAAUUUUAUUAGAAGAUGUCCAGGAAUCCUUGCCACACUGUGAAAGAGCACUGAAAAGUUUAGCACAAGAAAUUCUAUACAUAGCUCGGCCAACAGACAAAAAGAAAAUAUUAUUUUAUAAUGAUAAAACUGCUACAUUAGAUGUUGAUGAAGAAUUUGUCAAACUAUGGCGCGCAACAGCCGUUGAUGCUAUGGAUGAUGCGAAAAUCGAAGAAUAUUUAGAGAAACAGGGUAUUAAGUCAAUGCAGGACCAUGGCCCCAGAAAGCCAGUUGUACCAAAACGAAAGAAAACUGCACAAAAACGGCGGCAGUUCAAGAAACCCAGAGACAACGAGCACUUGGCUGAUGUCCUUGAAACUUAUGAAGACAAUACUUUGACCCAGAAGGGCGUUACUAUAAAAUAAACUGAUUUUGCAAG
Messenger RNA from Trichoplusia ni (cabbage looper), 927 nucleotides. It is a transcript of the gene TfIIEbeta, whose product is annotated as transcription initiation factor IIE subunit beta. NCBI's taxonomy places the organism in Eukaryota, Metazoa, Arthropoda, Insecta, Lepidoptera, Noctuidae. Gene Ontology annotation, biological process: transcription initiation at RNA polymerase II promoter. The transcript has 6 exons. The record is from RefSeq and is a predicted model, not a curated record. Gene Ontology annotation, cellular component: transcription factor TFIIE complex. Bases 32 to 913 code for a protein of 293 amino acids.